AUGGGACAGAUUCGUAAAAGAAAAGAGUCUACAGAGGAGUCUACAGAGGAGUCUACAGAGGAGUCUACAGAGGAGUCUACAGAGGAGUCUACAGAGGAGUCUACAGUAAAGGAACAACUCCCAAAAAAAAAACAAUGCGCAUGGCAGUGA
Molecule: messenger RNA, 150 nt
Organism: Dentiscutata erythropus
Lineage: Eukaryota; Fungi; Glomeromycota; Glomeromycetes; Diversisporales; Gigasporaceae
Source: the annotation of a GenBank genome assembly